Molecule: messenger RNA, 3461 nt
Organism: Mustela erminea (ermine)
Lineage: Eukaryota; Metazoa; Chordata; Mammalia; Carnivora; Mustelidae
Gene: ADAT2
Product: adenosine deaminase tRNA specific 2
Exons: 6
Coding region: 103-681 (192 amino acids)
Biological process (GO): tRNA wobble adenosine to inosine editing
Cellular component (GO): cytoplasm; nucleus
Molecular function (GO): tRNA-specific adenosine-34 deaminase activity; zinc ion binding
Source: RefSeq, a predicted model, not a curated record
UCGACUUCCCUGGAAACCGUGGCCCGCCGUCGCCGCGUUCCGUUACCCGCGCUCCUCCGCGGCCCCAGCCUCUGGCGCCGAGCACCGCGGCCCGGGCGCGGCAUGGAGGCGAAAGCGGCAGCCACGCCGGCUCCUGGCGGCGGCGUGGGCUCGGUGACCGCGGAGGAGACCGAAAAGUGGAUGGAGGAUGCGAUGCAGAUGGCCAAGGAAGCCCUAGAAAAUAUUGAAGUUCCUGUUGGCUGCCUUAUGGUCUACAACAAUGAAGUUGUGGGGAAGGGACGAAACGAAGUUAAUCAAACCAAAAAUGCUACCCGACAUGCAGAAAUGGUGGCCAUUGACCAGGCCCUAGACUGGUGUCAUCGAAGUGGCAAGAGUCCUUCUGAAGUAUUUGAACACACCGUGCUGUAUGUCACCGUGGAGCCCUGUAUUAUGUGCGCGGCUGCUCUCCGCCUGAUGAAAAUCCCGCUGGUCGUGUAUGGCUGUCAGAAUGAACGGUUUGGUGGUUGUGGCUCUGUCCUAAAUAUUGCCUCUGCUGAUUUACCAAAUACCGGGAGACCAUUUCAGUGCAUUCCCGGAUAUCGGGCUGAGGAAGCGGUGGAAAUGUUAAAGACCUUCUACAAACAGGAAAAUCCAAAUGCACCCAAGUCAAAAGUCCGGAAAAAGGAAUGUCAGAAACCUUGACUUGCUCUACUGGAAGGCUGAUGCCCCUUGAUGACAUUCUUGGACUGAAAGCUGUUGACAUCGUUGAAUCAUGUUUACAUAUGUCCUUAACUCCUGGGAAAAUCAUCUCUCCCCAUUUGCUCUGUUGAUGGAACCAAUCAGCACUUUUAAAAAGUCUCCCAGUUGUGAACAAUGAUUAGCUUUUCUGUAAGCUUAAAGAACAUUUUAAGAAGGGGGGGAAAAAAAAACAAAGAUUGAGGUUUUAGAAAUUAGUAAGCAGUGCAUAACCUUCUUGCCAAAAAUCACUGUGCCCAGGCCAGGAAAGUCCCGAGUUUCAGUGUAUGUGCCUCCAGACCCAGUUGGCUGGCAUGUAUCUGGACUGGAGUGCACCACGCGGGGGACACCUGCUUUAUGCCUGGCUUUUCAGAAUCGGAUGCUUCAUUGUUUGUGGUCACUCUGUUCUCCCAGGGGUUGAGGGCCGUGACUUCCUUGGAAUCUGUAGAAGAGUUAUGUACAUCUAGACUAUGAAUGUUUGCUCCUCAGAACAGGUUUUUUGUUGUUGUUUUUUUGCUUUUAUAAAGCAGAAAAAAUGCAUAUUUUUAAGACAAGUACUUGAGCGUCAUUUUUAACUCAUAGCAUAUUGCUAUCAGAAAACCAUCCUUAUGCCUUCUUUAAAAAUGAAGAUGAAUAUUUUCUUAAAAAUAAAAGGUAAAAGCAGAAAUGAGACAGUUCCUUCUUUACUAUCAAGCAGCUGUCCUAUGCCAGGCUCUAUUCAUUAAUUGAAUCCUCAAACAAAACACGGAGCUGCUGUUGUAGCAGGGGAGAGAGGAGACGCCACCUAGAUUAUAUAGUAUUUUAGAAGGUGUUAAGAAUUAGGACAACAAGGGAAAAGCAGGGUAAAGGGGAUAGACAUAGCAUUUGGGGUUGGGAGGCUGGUUGUGCAAGUAAAUAGAAUGGUUCGUUUAAUCUGAAAUCAAAUUAUUUCUUUUUAUAAAAGUCCAUAUUUAGAAUUAAAAGCUAAAAUGCAAAAAUGUGCACAGAACCCUGGAAAGGGUCUCUGCAGCAGGAAGUCCCCGAUACUCAGCCUUCUGACUGCAGCAAGCAAGGGGCCCACGCGGGUGAGCGAGCAAGCUUGCAGAGCCGCCCUGGGUUUCGCUGUGUCUGCCCAGAAGGGGGCCUCACUGUUCCACCAGAAGCCCAGCUCCGGGCCCCUGUUGCAUUUCUCCGGUGGAUUCAUUUCCUUGAUGCAAAGCAUCUGUAUUUGUUGGUUCUGCCAUUUGAGCGAUGUCUGACUUGUUUGUUUUGAAUUACAUUACAGGCUGGAAUGUAAUUGUGGUAAAAGUAUUUUUAUAUUGCUGAGAGUAGCAGCUAAUCACAGUUACAUGCUUCAGAGGAUUUAUAAUUGCUUGGUUUUGUACGUGUGUGUUUUUAACUGCAUUUGAGAAAUUUUAUGGGGAAGAAUAUGCAUAAUUUUAAAUCUAUAGUAAUGUUACAUGUAACUUCUUCUCAAUUUCACCUACUUUAAAAAAUUAUCUCUUCAUUAAAUUUUAGUGCUUUGACUAGUUUAUUCCUUUCUGCACUUGGUCAUAAUUCAUUUCUGGCUCCUUAUGCUUUUCUGCAAGCUGACAUUAGUGUACUUACUGUCUUCAAAUCAUCGCUUUUUCAGGGAUUAUUCAUAGACAGAAAACCUAGGACCUUUCCUCCAGUGCCAGUAAGGACCAGUAAGUUUGUCCAGUGCAUCUAUGGCAAGUAGGUUCUUGGUAAACAUUUGUUAAGUAACAUUAUUGAUUGAAGUUUGGAGAAAAUAACAAGGGGGAUAUCUAGGAUAUAGCCAAAGCCCAAGAUAGUAUAUGGGAAUUUUAGCUUAAAAAUUGUCAAUGUUGAAAGUGUGAAGAAAGUAAUAAAAUGAAACCAGAAAGGAUCGAAAGAAAAGACUUACUGAUAUAUUCUGCCUCUGCUUUGUUUUGGGCAAUGGGUGCUUCCUAAUUUCUAAGCAUGGCCGAAAAUUUUAAUUUUGGUUACGACCUUUUUGAUUCUCUCUCCAGUGAUUGAUUGACUUAUAGAAAAGUCUCUCCUAUAUUUUUAGUCUUAGGCAGAGUUUCCUCUUCUGCUUUUGGGGAAAAAAAUCAGGUCAGACAGCAUAUGGCAGAUUGCCGGUCAGCGCCUCUAGUGCUGAGAUGGGAGCAUUGUGAGGGCAUAGACGUCAGUCAAGUCUAUGGGAUUCUGAAGGCAGUUUCAAAGCUGUGGUGAGUUGUGGAUAUAUGAUGAGGUAAUCCUGCUCCCUGAGCUCCACAUUCUCUAGCUACUUAGACAUGGUUUAAAAUCUUAGGAAGCUCCAGUUCAGAUAGAAUCCAACUGAUUGACAUGGAUAGUGCCUGUCUAAGAGACUUGCUGAGAGACUUGUUUUGUGCAUGGGAUGAAUCUGGAAGUUGUGGGAUGUGAAAGGGUUUUAGAAUCACAGCCCUGUUUGGAGGGGUUUGUAGGAAAUGAUUGCAUCUAAGUUGCUAGAGUAUCCAGUGUUUGCUGGUCUUUGCAGUGGACUCUGCUGAGAAUGGGUGGUGUGUAAUGCUUUGGCAGGCUUAGAUCACUGAUAAAAGAUUAUGUUAAAAUAACUUUGCAUUUUCUUGUUACAUGGUAUAAGCAUCUCUUCCUGUGUUGUAUUUGGAAUAUUAGAGAGGCAAAAUAGAUAGCCAAGAAUGCCAAUGUAGAAAAGAACUCUUAAUUUUUCUUUUAUUUUUUAAAAAAAGAUUUUAUUUAUUUAUUUGAGAAAGAGAGAGAGAGAGAGAGAGAGCACAGGCAGG